AUGGCGGCGGCGAGCAAACCCUUUCGCUUCCUUGACCUCCCACCUGAGUUGAGAGAUGCUAUCCUCUCUCACCUCCUCGUCUCAGACUUCCCCAUCAUACUUCAUAACACAACUCUCUUCGCCCCAUCGACAUCGGUCUCGGGUUCGGGUUCCGCAUAUUUCCUAGACGUAUUCCUCGUCAAUAUGCAGAUGUACCAAGAAGCAUCUGCCAUCUUCUACUCUCAAAACCGCUUUACCUUGAACGCGCAGAGUCACCGGCUACCCGUACAUCUUACUAGCCGGGGAGGAUUUCUCAGCGAAGAGGGACAGGAUGCCCGGAGACGAGUGCGCAGCUUGACCCUUCACCUCACGAGGGUAGGUGGGGAGUUUGAGCGUGUCCUAGGGCCUGCUCUCUCUGAUAUGGUUCUUAGCGGAAGCUUGCGAGAGCUUAGGCUACGUAUGGGACCACCGAGUUGGCGCGGUCCUAAUAGGAUUCCCGACCCCGAUAUGGUACAACGGCCCCCUUUUCAAGCAUUACUGAGGCUCUUGGCCGACCCAUACUUGGAAAAAGUCGAGUUAUUAGCCUGGAAGGUUCAUCUCACCGUCUUCUGCCCGUUUCACCGGAAGACAAGUUCAUCGAUCAAGGCGGAUAUCAGAAUGGAUAUCAAAUCAGACGCUGAAUCGAUCGAUGAUCAAGGCCUAGCCAUUCUGAGGAAUGGUCCUGAUUGGGUUUCACUAAAUUGGAGAGCUAUGGUCGAGAUGUAUGGUGUCGGUCAGAAGAUCAUGAGAGUUGCACCAGUCAGAGCGCGAUCGCGCGCAUCGAGCAGGGCAGCCAGAACCUAUUCCGUGGAGCUGCUCGCGCGGAUCAACUCCGCGCUGAAAGCCGACCUGCUGGCGAUCGGCUCGAGCUCACGAGCCUCGCACCUGCGGGUCACCGGCGGCCGGCAGCUCUCGGGCACGAUCACGGUCAAGUCCUCGAAGAACGGCGCCGUCGCGCUGCUGUGCGCCUCGAUGCUCAACCGGGGCCGCACCCGCCUGCGCAACGUGGCGCGCAUCGUCGAGGUCGACCGGAUCGUCGACGUGCUGCGCUCGAUCGGCGUGGAGGCGACGUGGUCGGGGGACGGGCGGGACCUCGACAUCAUCCCGCCCGCGAAGCUCGACCUCGCCUCGAUCGACUCGGACGCUGCGCGCCGCACGCGCAGCAUCAUCAUGUUCUUCGGUCCGCUGCUCGGGCAGGAGCCCGCCUUCGAGCUGCCGUACGCCGGCGGCUGCGACCUGGGCACCCGCACCGUGGAGCCGCACAUGAUCGCGCUCCGGCCCUUCGGCCUGGACGUGACGGUCACCGCCGAGCGCUACCACGCCACCGUGUCCCCCGACGUGCCGGACGACCUCAAGGUGGUGCUGACCGAGCGCGGCGACACCGUCACGGAGAACGCGAUCAUGGCGGCCGCCGGGCGCCGGGGGACCACGACGAUCCGCAACGCCAGCCCGAACUACAUGGUCCAGGACCUGUGCUUCUACCUGGAGCGGCUCGGCGUGCGGAUCGACGGGGUCGGCACCACGACGCUGGUGGUGCACGGCGUGGACGACAUCGACGUGGAUGUGGACUACGCGCCGUCGGAGGACCCGGUGGAGGCGAUGAGCCUGCUGACGGCAGGGAUCGUCACGGACUCCGAGAUCACCGUGGCGCGGGUGCCGAUCGAGUUCAUGGAGAUCGAGCUCGCCACGCUCGCGGAGAUGGGCCUGCGUUACACCACCUCGCCCGAGUACACCGCCGAGAACGGGCGUACGCGCCUCGUCGACAUCACGGUGCACCCCAGCGAGCUGCACGCGCCUCUUGACAAGAUCCACCCGAUGCCGUUCCCCGGCCUCAACAUCGACAACCUGCCGUUCUUCGCGGCGAUCGCGGCCUGCGCUCGCGGCAAGACGCUCAUACACGACUGGGUCUACGACCACCGCGCGAUCCACCUUACGGACCUCACCCGGCUGGGCGCGGACGUGCGGCUGCUCGACGCGCACCGGCUCGACAUCUCGGGCCCCACCCGGUGGUCGGGCGCCGAGGUGAGCUGCCCGCCCGCGCUGCGGCCCGCCGUCGUCAUCCUGCUGGCGAUGCUCGCGGCGAAGGGCACGUCGGUGCUGCGCGGGGUGGACAUCAUCGCUCGCGGCUACGAGCAGCUCCAGGAGCGGCUCAUCGAGCUGGGCGCGCAGAUCGAGACGUUCCGCGACUGAGCGCCCAGCUCAAGCGGCAGCUCGAGGGUGAGCGUGCCGUCGGCGACCGCGGUGAGCGUCCACGUUCUUUUACCCUAUGCUUACCUACAUAGUAUGUACACUAGCUGCGUUGCCCGUCCGCAUCGCACAUCAACGUACCUUACCGAUAUCAUUUCUUGAUAUCCUUAGCGGAUGGCAAACAUCAAAGAUGCCCAUGCCUUCCAAUGAUUAGUAGUAUUAUUGAC
Daldinia vernicosa is the source of this 2432-nucleotide messenger RNA. Its product is annotated as RNA 3'-terminal phosphate cyclase/enolpyruvate transferase. The record is from RefSeq and is a predicted model, not a curated record. The coding region runs from base 1 to 2208 and encodes 735 amino acids. Lineage: Eukaryota; Fungi; Ascomycota; Sordariomycetes; Xylariales; Hypoxylaceae. Gene Ontology annotation, molecular function: transferase activity, transferring alkyl or aryl (other than methyl) groups. The transcript is spliced from 2 exons.